Molecule: messenger RNA, 6263 nt
Organism: Calypte anna (Anna's hummingbird)
Lineage: Eukaryota; Metazoa; Chordata; Aves; Apodiformes; Trochilidae
Gene: ZNF142
Product: zinc finger protein 142
Exons: 9
Coding region: 134-6130 (1998 amino acids)
Biological process (GO): regulation of gene expression
Cellular component (GO): nucleus
Source: RefSeq, a predicted model, not a curated record
GGGCAGGGUAGAGCGGCUACGCCAGUCGCACAAAGGGUGGCGCUCCCUCCAACCCGGCGUGCACCAUCGAGAUGUACCGGGGCCGGAGAGCGAGAGGCCCUCCUGCCCAGCAUCAAGCCAGUAGCCGGUGGCAAUGAGCACAGAAGUGGCAGUGUCUGACGGUGCUGGCAAGGAGAUGGAGGCCCUGUGCUCAGAGCUGCUCCUGCCUGCCCUGGGAGAGGCAGGAGCUGUGGGAAGCCCUGGGGUGGCCAGCACCGGCCUGGCAGGAACACCGCUGCUGACUGCCAGCCAGGACUUGAUGAUGGCAGAGGUAUCGAUGCCUGGGGAAGGAGCUCAUGCUGAAGGAAACAACGUGGAAGUAUUCAUCGAGGCUGUGGCUGGCAAUGUGACAUUGAGCAGUGCAGCGAAUGCCACAGAGGUGCUGGUCAAAGUGGUAGAGCUGUAUUUCUGUGAGAGGUGUGGCCAGAGCUUCCCAGAGGCCUCCCUGCUAUCCCAGCACCAGUGCCUACUGUUGGCAGCCCCGGGGCACCUGGAGCUCCCCGGGGUGCUGUCAGCUACAGCCAGUGAGGACCAGAGCAAGUCAGGGGCCUCGGAGCCACCCGGAGUCAGUGUGCAGGAUGGUUCCACUCCCGAGAGCCUGCUGUGCCCUGUCUGCCAGGAGGCGUUUGUGCAGCCCGGUGAACUCAAGGAGCACUUCAAGGCCCACUGUGCCCUGCCAGGAGCCCUGCCCUGCCCCGAGAAGGGCUGCAGUUUCUCCACAGAGGACCGCAAGAAACUGCGUGGCGACCUGCGCCGCCUGCACGGGGCCUCCCCUGUGUCCUGUGCCUGCCGUGCCUGCCCCCUGCUCUUCCCCAGCCGCCCGGCCAUGGAGCGGCACCACCGCACCCACUUCCCCUUCCACUGCGGCCACUGCGACUUCGUCAUGGCCAACGCCAAGCUCUUCUGGCAGCACAAGAAGAGUCACGCUGCAGGGUGCCCCACUGAGACUCCUGCGAUGGGCGGGAGCCCCGGCUUGGGCCCCCCCAGCCUGGAGCAGCGCUGCGUCCUGCCGUCGGCAACAGAAGAAAAGCGGGAGGAAGCAAAGAAUUGCCACCCUGGCUGGGAAGCCACCACAGCAGAAGCCAGGCUGGCAAAGCCAGCAGGUGCCAGGGAGAGCUCCUUGGAGGGACAGAAAGUGUCAGCUGGAGAUGAGGAAUUGGACAGUGGCAGGGACGAGUCACCGGAGGAGGAUGGUGAGAGCCCCUGUGAAGGCAAGGCCAAAGAGGAGGGGAAGGCAGCUCCCAAGAAAGCCAGGGUGCCUCAAACACAGCACUUCAGAGGUGAUGUUGCAGAUGGCUCCGAGUACCUCUACAGAACCCACAUGUGCCCUGAAUGCAAGCGGUGCUUCAAGAAACGAACGCACUUGGUGGAGCACCUCCACCUGCACUUCCCCGACCCCAGCCUGCAGUGCCCCAACUGCCACAAGUACUUCACCAGCAAAAGCAAGCUGAAAAUCCACAUGAUGCGGGAGAUGGGCGAGAAGGUCCACCGCUGCCCACUCUGCCACUACAGCUCAGUGGAGAAGAACGCCCUCAACCGCCACAUGGCCAGCAUGCAUGAGGACAUAUCCACCUUCUACUCUGAUGUUUACUCCUGCCCCGUCUGUGAAGAGAAGUUUCGGCUCAGCCAGGCCCUCAAAGAGCACUUGAAGACUCACAAAGCUGAGCCCAAGAGGCUGAGCUGCUUCCAGGGGGGCUGUGACUACUGUGCAGAGGACCGGAAGGAGUUUGUCCGUCACCUCAAGGAUGCUCAUGGCAUCAAGGCGGUGGAGUGCAGGUACCAUGCCUGCUCUUUGGUCUUUGGCACAGCUGAGGCCAUGGAGGCUCACCGAAAAACCCACUAUGCCUUCCACUGCCAGCAGUGUGACUUCAUCUGCUCUAACAAGCACGUUUUCCGCAAGCACAAGAAGCAGGGGCACCCAGGCAGCGAGCAGCUCCAGUGCAGCUUCUGCCCCUACGCCACUUUCAACCCCGUGGAGUUUCAUGACCACGUGGGCAAGAUGCACGCCAAUGAGAAGAUCCACAAGUGCACCGAGUGUGCCUUUGCCACAGCGCACAAGAGGGUGCUCAUCCGGCACAUGCUGCUGCACACUGGAGAGAAACCUCACAAGUGUGAGCUUUGUGAUUUCACCUGUCGGGAUGUGAGCUACCUGUCCAAGCACAUGCUGACCCACUCCAAUGACAAGAACUUCAUGUGCACCGAGUGCGGGUACAUCACCAAGUGGAAGCACUACCUGAACGUCCACAUGCGCAAGCACACCGGAGAUCUCCGGUACCAGUGCAACCAGUGCUCGUACCGGUGCCACCGUGCCGACCAGCUGAGCAGCCACAAGCUGCGACACCAGGGAAAAAGUCUGAUCUGCGAGGUGUGCGGCUUUGCCUGCAAGCGCAAGUACGAGCUGCAGAAGCACAUGCAGGCAAAGCACUCCCAGAACUACCAAGUGCCCAUCUUCCAGUGCCAGUACUGCACCUACCAGACCAAGUACAAGCAGGCACUGCUCAACCAUGAGAACUGCAAGCACACCAAGCAGAAGGAGUUCCGCUGCGCUCUCUGCUCCUACUGCACCUUCAGCAACACCAGCCUCUUCUUCCACAAGCGCAAGAUUCAUGGCUACAUCCCUGGUGACAAGGACUGGCUGGAAAACUAUGCCAGCAAGGAGAUGGAGAUCAGUUCAUCUGAGGCCCUCUUCAGCUACGAGCUUGGCACAGCCCUGCGUGUAGAUGCCAGCUCCCCCCUCACCGGCAAGGCGCAGUGCGCAAAGGCAAAGCUGUCCCAGCUGGAGUCCCAGGGAGAAGAGAGCUACCAGCAAACAUUUGUGGUGCCUCUCCUUGGGCAGGGUGCUGCUCCUACAGAGAGUGGUGGCAAGACAGAGGGAGGUGCAGGUAUGGGGGAGCAGAAUUACCCCACUGCUGGCAAUGCCAUGGGAGAUGACUGCAUGCAAGGAGAUGCUGCUUCAGGCUCAGCUGAGCUUGGCACUUCUGGGGACGUAGCGGAGAGCUGCACAUUGCACUUGGAGGCACUGAAUGUCUCCUCUGACCCCCUCCUGGCACAUUUGACUGAAGAAGCCUGUGUGGCACAGCCAGAGAACGUGGAAAUGUCCUGCAAGGAGACACCUGCAGCCUAUGAGAUGCUGGGCACCCGGGGUGAACUCAGCUUAGAGGACAAUGACAGCACACUUGAAGACAUCCCAGACUUUGAGGAAGAGGAGGCAGAUGUGCAGGAGAAUGAGGUGGUGAGGCUGGAGGACAGAGCAGCAGCAGGAGAUGGCCAGGGAAAAGACUCCCCAAGGCAACCCACUGGUCACCUCGAGGGGUUGUGCUCAGACCACCACAGGCUGGUGGCAGCCAGUGAGAUUAGAGAGGCCAGCCAAGCCAAGGUGCCUGAGGCUUGGCUUAGUGUGCUGAAGACAGCUCAGCAGAGCCACCUGCCUGUCCCAGAGGAGGUGGCCACCUCCAGUGACUCUGCCAGAGGUAGCUCAGAGUCAGUGCUGAAGGCACUGCGGAAGCAGGACAAGGAGCAGGCAGAGACACUGGUGCUGGAGGGCAGGGUGCAGAUGCUGGUGGUACAGUCAGAGAGCCAGAUCUUUAAGUGUGAGAAGUGCUCAUACAUCACGCGGAAGGAGAAGUCCAUGUCCCUGCACUCCAAAGCCAGCUGCUGCCAGAGCCACCGGGCCCCACUCGUGUGCCGUGAUUGCGGUGCCAGCUUUAAGCAGCAAAGGGGGCUCAACACCCACCUCCUCAAGAAGUGCCCAGUCCUCCUGAAGAAGAACAAGAUCCCCAAACCAGCUGGUCAGGAGCCUGCUGACCAGCCCUGUGAUAAUGGUAUAGAAAUGGCAGGGGGCAAGAGGGAAGGCUUGGAGGAGCCUGGGCAUACCAAGAGCCCCUGGGAAGCUGAACUGAUGACUGAUAAAAUGCAGGCAGUAGGCAGUCCCUUGUCUGGGGAACAGACCUUGGGCACCCCUGUCCCUGAAAAAGCCUUGCUGUGUGACAGCACAGAGGUGGCAGGAGAACCUCCCCAGCAAAGGGAUAGGGCUGAGACAGGUGGACUUGCUUGUCUCCUCCAGCCUGGAAAACCCUCAGAGAAAUACCAUCUGGAGGGAGGGAAGCUGCACUGCAACACCUGCUCCUUUGUCUGUUCCCGUGUCUCCACUAUCACCUCUCACGUGGAGGAUGGAUGCCGGAGCCUAGAGCAGUUCUGGUGCUCCCUGUGCCCUGAGGGCUUCCGCUCCCAGAGGGCCCUCAAGAAUCACUGUGCCAAAAAGCACGUGGUGCAUCUCAAGGAAGUCAGAUCCCAAAGCACUGAGCUCCGUGAAGGGGACCAGGCCAGUGUUGAGAUAGGACAGCCCAUUGAGCCCCCUCUGGAUGCAGCUCCCCCCAGAUCUGCCCUUCCCGAGAGAAGGCGUUUCUCCUGCCCCACCUGCCCCUUUACCUGCCACCAGGAACGGGCCAUGAACACACACAAGAAGAGGGGCUGUGUGGUGCUGGGUGAGUUUCGCUGCGCCUCCUGCCCCUUCACCUCCAGGGCAGCCAAAGCCCUGCGGCUGCACCGCAGGCUGCACCGCAAGCACUACAGCAAGCGGCCACAGCUGCAGUGCCACCAGUGCGAGUUCACCUGCAAGCAGGCACGCUGCCUGCGGCAGCACAUCCGCAUCAAGCACGAGGGGGUGAAGCCCCACCAGUGCCGCUACUGUGAGUUCAGCACCACACGGCGCUACCGCCUGGAGGCCCACCAGUCCUUGCACACCGGCGUGGGGCGCAUCGCCUGCAGCAUCUGCAGUCAGACCUUUGGGACAAACUCCAAGCUGCGCAUCCAUCGCCUGCGGGUGCACGAGAAGACGCCCACCCAUUUCUGCCCGCUCUGCGACUACAGCAGCUACCUGCAGAACGACAUCACCCGCCACGUCAACAGCUGCCACCGUGGCGACCUCAACUUCGGCUGCUCUCGCUGCGAGGCGCGCUUCAGCUCUGAGACGGCCCUCAAGCAGCACGUCCUGCGGCGGCACGAGGAGAAAGUUUCCUACGGCUGCCCACGUUGCGUCUUCGUGUGCCACAGUGAAGCCACGCUCAAGUGCCACGUACAGAAGCAGCACCCGCACCUGGAGUGCAGCAACUGCAAGGAGACCUUCCCCACCCGGGAGGCACUGGAGGAGCACAAGACACAGCAUUUCAACCACCGCUGUGAGCUGUGCAGCUUUGCAGCCAAGGAGCGGCAGCAGCUGGUGCGGCAUUACGUAGAGAGCCACGAGCCAGAUGCCCUCCAGGACAAACCCCUCCGUUGCCCCUUCUGUGACUUUGCCUGCUGCCACCAGCUCGUCUUUGACCAGCAUAUGAAGGGCCACGGGGGCACCCGCGUGUACAAGUGCUCAGACUGCGAGUACACCACCAAGAACAGGCAGAAGAUUACAUGGCACAUCCGCAUCCACACCGGUGAGAAGCCCUACAAGUGCCAUCUCUGUAAAUACGCCUGUGCUGACCCCUCCCGUCUCAAGUACCACAUGCGGAUCCACAAGGAGGAGCGGAAAUACCUCUGCCCUGACUGUGGCUACAAGUGCAAGUGGGUGAACCAACUCAAGUACCAUAUGACGAAGCACACAGGUCUGAAGCCGUACCGCUGCGACGAGUGCGAGUACCGCACCAACCGGGCAGAUGCCCUGCGGGUGCACAAAGAAACACGACACCGGGAGGCUCGCUCCUUCAUCUGCGAGCAGUGUGGCAAGGCCUUCAAGACCCGCUUCCUCCUCAAGACCCACCUGAAGAAGCACAGCGAGGAGAAGCCCUAUGUCUGCAAUGCCUGUGGGCGGGCUUUCCGCUGGGCAGCCGGCCUGCGCCACCACUACCUGACCCACACCAACGAGCACCCCUUCUUCUGCCGCUACUGCCCCUACAAGGCCAAGCAGAAGUUCCAGGUCAUCAAGCACAUCCAGAGGCAUCAUCCCGAACGUGGGGCCAAUGACCCCAGCCAGGGGGUGGGCAAGGACCCCAGCACACCUACCGUCCACCUCCAUGCUGUGCAGAGGGAGAGUUGGGCUGAAGGGCCCCCCAGGAUGGAGCAGGAAGGAGGGUGCCCCACAGAGGACAGUGCUUUGCAGUAAACCUGAAUGCUGACAGCUUCAAGGCCCCGGUGGUGCAGGUGUGCUGCAGAGAUGUCUGUGUGUGUAUAGGUAUAUGUGUAUAUGAGAUGUAAAUUAUGUGACUGUAUAAAAGGAAUCUUUUGGCUCCUUUUAA